CAAACACACCCUUUUGCUCUCUCUGGGUUUCCCAUAUGGAGGCCAUUGAAGCCUUCACGGAAUCGACCCAACAGUUUUUCGACAACCUCAUCCACCGCCGCGCAAACCGGAAUCCGAUUGAAAUACUGAAGCGAUUGCAAAGAGAGACGUUUUCAGAUUUGAUGAGGCUGAGAGAAAGGCAAGACAAGGUUGAGAGGAUGGUGGCCUUAUUUGGGUCUUCUAAAGGAAGCCCAUUUCAAGGAGGCAAUACCCGUUUGAAGGGUGAGGUUGAUUUCUUGGGGGGUUUGUUAUGGAAGCAUUGUAAUGAUGAUGGGGGUGGUCAAGAUUGUGAUGGUCUUAGUAGAGCUGGGAUUAGAAGUGGGGUUGAUUUUAGGUUGAGUUUUGAAACUGCGGUGAGGGAGAGUGAUGGUCUUGUGUGUGAGUUUGUGGCCGGGCAGAAGCACAGGAGUGGUGUUUGUGAUGUUUCAGAAUGUGGUGUUUCUCUAGCUAAGGUGUGUUAUACGGCAUAUGUGUGCAAUUGGUUGUCUUGCAUUGCGAUUCCAGUGGGAUCUCGGUGCAGGGACGUCGCGGUUCUUACUAGUCCUUCCCAUCAGGGAAAGGGCCUAACCGAUCGAUCAUCAUUCGGACCACCUCUGCUAAAUGAGCAUAAUGGCAGUGCAAUUGGCAUAAUGGUGAAAAAUGCGAAUGUGGUUGUUGCUUCAUUGGGUCAGUCUAUUUCAGGACUUGGAAUGCAAGUAGGUUCAGGUAGAGUUGAGCACUGCUUGAGCACUUUUGGGCAAAUUAUCUGUCAACUUCCCGGAAACACCAAACUCUCGCUUCUUGGUCUUCACCGAAUGCCCAAAUCAUCAAGUGAACGUGUCAAUCACAGUGCUCCUUGCGUCCCAUCAGGCAGUUCGCUACAUCAUACAUCCAGUCCGACAAUGGCUGAUGCAUCUGCUCCACCAGUAAGAACAAACUCAAAAGAAAACGUGUCAGCAAUUGGAUCCGUAGCUCUGAUGUUGGAAUCUGAACUUGACGAGACCACAAAGAUUGGGGGUUGGAUUGAGAUGAAGAAAUCGAACCCCAGGCAUUUAGAAUGGGCUGUGUCUGUGUCGGAUGACUCUGAAGAUUCAGUUGGAUGGGGAAUAAGUCUAAAUGGGAUGGUUGGAGGUCCAAAUAGCUGUGACCAAUUUCAGAUCGAAUCAUACUUGAAAUUUAACUUAAGUGAGAGAUUCAGUGUAAAGCCUGGUGUUGUACAAAUAAUGGAUGGCAAUGCCAAAAUGACUGCCUUUAUGCUCAAGUCUAACUGGUCUCUCUGAUUGCCAACAAAUGAUGAGAGCUCCAUUAAGCCUAGGCUCCAGUUUUAGUUUAGAUAGUGUACGCGGUUCUUCCUGUAACGAGCUUCU
This is a messenger RNA of Fragaria vesca subsp. vesca, 1385 nucleotides long. RefSeq lists its product as uncharacterized. Lineage: Eukaryota; Viridiplantae; Streptophyta; Magnoliopsida; Rosales; Rosaceae. The record is from RefSeq and is a predicted model, not a curated record. The transcript has 3 exons. Bases 36 to 1298 code for a protein of 420 amino acids.